Molecule: messenger RNA, 1176 nt
Organism: Guyanagaster necrorhizus
Lineage: Eukaryota; Fungi; Basidiomycota; Agaricomycetes; Agaricales; Physalacriaceae
Product: carbohydrate esterase family 8 protein
Exons: 10
Coding region: 1-1176 (391 amino acids)
Biological process (GO): cell wall modification; pectin catabolic process
Molecular function (GO): pectinesterase activity
Source: RefSeq, a predicted model, not a curated record
AUGUUCUUUCUCUACGUAGCAACAGCGGUCCUACCGUAUACUCUGGCAUUUUCCCCCUCGUUACUACCAUGUCAGGUGCAGAAGCCUGCAACCCAAUCAACGCUGUCCGGCUGUCCACCCAGAACUAUCUUGGUAUCGAAUGACAACAUAGAUCCUGAUGCAUCUUUCAGCAGUAUCCAAGAUGCGAUUCUGUCUUUACCGGACCUGGGUCACGCGACGAUAUUAAUUGCGGAGGGACAGUAUCAAGAGGCUCUCAACAUUACUCGCAAGGGCCCUCUAACUCUCUUAGGCCAACUGCCAGCUGGGGACACGAUAGUGCCAUUCGCCAAUGGGUCUGCUUCGAACCUAGUCCAAGUAUGGAAUAACGAGUUCGUCCAUACUGGAAUGGAUGAUGCUGACUCUGCUGUGCUGACCGUCGCGCCCUCGUAUGAGGCUGCGUUGAUUGGCUCUGGCCCUACCGGCGCUCCCUUACAGCCGCUCUUCGGAAACACUGACUUCAAGGCGUAUAAUAUCGAUUUUCAGAACCGCGCAGCGAACUACGCUAUUUCGCAAGCCCUGGUGACGGAUAUUUCUUACGCAAACGCCUCUUUCUACGGAUGCUCGUUUGCUAGCUAUCAAGAUACAUGGUACACCGGCCGGAAUGGAAGCACAUAUGUCUUCGAUAGCGUCAUAUACGGCCAAACAGACUAUCUUUUCGGAUUCGGCACUGCCUGGUUUCAGAACGUUGUUCUUGCUAAUCGCGCGUGCGGUGGCGGUAUCGUCGCGUGGAAAGGAACAAAUUUAACAGAUGCACCCGGAAACCGGUACGGUGCAUACAUUUCUGACUCUCGGAUCAUUCGAUCUCCCGAUGCGAACGCGACUACCGACAUAACCGAGAAGUGUUACCUUGGUCGGCCUUGGAAUGACCUGGCCACUACUGUGUAUCUUAGCACUUACAUGGAAAAUAUUAUCCAGCCCGCUGGGUGGACUCCCUUUGAUUCUGCCAGACCCGAGAUUCUGAACACGACAUUUUACGCCGAGUUCAACUCUUCAGGGCCUGGGGGCAAUACUUCUUCUCGCAUUUCGCUGGAGCAUAUUUUAACUUUUGACGAAGCACAAAAUUUCACGGUUGACAAGGUCUUCCUGGAGCAUCCAUCAUGGAUCGAUUAUUCGUAUCUGUCGUCCUUUGAGCAGUAG